UGUUGCGUGUUUGGCUCAUCCUUGACCGGAGCAGAUUGGCUUUUUUGCUGCAUAUUGCAGACAGACACCGGGCUAAUGAAAUAAUUAUCUUACCGGCCAAUGUGAACUUGAUGAUGUGAGGACUCCUUCAUGUCAUCCUUCAGUGGACUCGGCAUGGCGCAGGAGGAGGACAAGCACAGCCUGGAGGCGAAAUUUGCUGCGGCAGUUAAAGUGAUCCGGAGUUUGCCCGAAGAAGGUUCUUUUCAGCCAUCUGAUGACAUGAUGCUGAUGUUCUACAGUUACUAUAAGCAGGCCACUAUGGGGCCGUGCAACAUUUCCAGACCAACCGGCUUCUGGGACACCCACGGAAAAGCUAAAUGGGAUGCAUGGAGCUCUUUAGGAAAUAUGACAAAGGAGGAAGCCAUGAAGAGUUAUAUUGAGAACAUCCAGCUGAUUCUGGAGACUGUGCCGAUUUCAGAAGAUGUGUCUGACCUGGUACAGAUGCUGGGAAAUUUCUACACAGAGGUAGAGGGAGAGGAGGCAGAAGAAAACGAGGUGGACAGGAGACCCUUCACCAGGCCCUUUGCACAACAUGCGGAUGAGCUGGUUAAACCUUUUAAGAAGCCAACAAUGGAAGGGUAUGGGGAUCUGUGGGAUGAUAUUCAGAACCUCCACGAAAACGAAAAAGACAGCAGUGCUCGUGGCUUGAGUGUCAGUAGCGAGGAGAAUAGUGGCGUGGAGAGAAAUGAGGGAAGUAGUGAAUGGAGGAGAAGUGAGGAAGAGGAAAAUGGGGAUGAAGGACACAAUGCGGACGAUGAAGACAAGGAGGAGGAAAGAGACUGGAGUCCUGACCCACGGCUGUUAAUGGUGGAGGACAAGAGGUGGAGGUGGUCUGACACUAAAGGCUCCUGCAGCAGUGUGGAGCCCAGUGUGUCCUCCUUCACCAACGGGACCCACAGCUCCCUCAACAGCGAUGUGGAGGAGGAAGAGCUGGCAUGUACCUUAGAGCCCAGUGUACAGUAUAACCCAUACAUGAAUGUUAAUGGACAUCUGACUGAUCAUAACGAUGCUAUUCUUGAGAAGAACCACCGAUCCACUGACUCAGAUAAUGAAGAGUUCUGUGACUCCAUGGAGCACCUAGCCACGGAUGAGCGGCUGUCCACGUCCAAAGGCCUCUCACAGGGAUCAGGAGCUGGCUCGAUGAAGCAAAGGGAUGUCUGGUUUGAGAGCAACACCACCCUGAUAGAUGGAGAAGAUCAUGUCCUCAUAGGAGAUGUUAAAGAAGGGAUUAGUCCAAGAAAACACAACAGCUCCUUGUCAAGAACAGGGAGAGGUUCUCAGACACCGAGGGCUACCUGCAGCGCUGAGCCAUGUGCGAGCGUAAAUGCCACCUGCUGUUGUGUGUCACUGAGCAGACUGCAUCCUGGGAGUGUUACCAGGGGAAGCAUCAAUGAGCAAAUAGCCACUGCUCUGCUGAGACUGCAGCGCGACAUGGCCAAUGUGCUGUACAGGCUGCAUGCUCUGGAGGAGCUGACCAAGUCACAGUCAAGAUCAUCUUUGCCAAGGCGGGGGGACUCUGUAACUGUACCAAGACAGUUCCUGAGACCAUCGUGGUGGCCUUGUGACUUCUCCCCACUCACAGUCGUGUUCACCGCACUUUGGCCUCUUAUCACCCACUGGCUUGUCCACCUUUACUUACAACGAAAGAGAAGCAAAAUACCGUGAAUUGUCUGGCAACUAUCAACAUCGAUCAAAGAAGAUGAACUGUGGAUGAAAAUGAUGCACUUUUUGGGGGUUUUGUGGCUUUCUUGAGCUAAAAUCAGAUGCAGAGUGCAAUGAGGCAUCGGUAGAAAUUUAAAAGGCUGUUUUAGAUGAACGAAUGGUUGGAAACUUGGCAAUGUAGUGUAGCAUUUUAACUUGAAGCAGACUUUUGAGGUAUUUAAGAAAAGGGUUUGAUUUAUGCAUCACCAGUGCUGGCCCAGUUUCUUUGCUUCAGUUAGUCUGUCAUGAGGUGGUGAUCUUAUAUAUGACGAGGAGAUUUCCAGAACCUUUGCAUAACUUGUGAAGUUAAUUCACGGUUCAUUGUCAUGCAAUAGCUGUAGACUUCAAGCGAUAAAGAGUUUUAGAGAUUCUCAUUCCCAGUUAUUUAUUGUACAUUUUAUAGUUUAAUUAGUUUCCCCCCUCAAACUAGAGUGUUCCAUUACAUGUACUGUAAUGUAAUUACAAGGACAUUGGUCUUUUAUAUGUGUUGUCUUGAAUAGAUACAUAUUUUAGGAGAAUUUCUUUUAAAGUCAAAAACACACUUUGAUGUGAGAAACAUUAUUAUUUUUGUGUCAGACUAUUUAUUUUAUAGCUUUACUGCUAUAGUAACCAAAAAAAAAAACAACUGAGAAGAGUGCAGACAAUCCACAUAUCUAUAUAAACAUUCUUGUUUCUUGCCAGUUUUAAGUAGACAAUGAAGAAUACUGUUUGGUUUACGUAAGGAUAAUGCUUACAGUUGUAAAAUAUGAGCAUACGAAGCACAUUGAAAAUGUAAUAAAGACAUUCUUAGAACAA
Pelmatolapia mariae (spotted tilapia) is the source of this 2535-nucleotide messenger RNA. RefSeq names its product acyl-CoA-binding domain-containing protein 5-B-like. The transcript is spliced from 14 exons. Lineage: Eukaryota; Metazoa; Chordata; Actinopteri; Cichliformes; Cichlidae. Bases 130 to 1704 code for a protein of 524 amino acids. Gene Ontology annotation, cellular component: cytoplasm; peroxisome. Gene Ontology annotation, biological process: fatty acid metabolic process; pexophagy. The record is from RefSeq and is a predicted model, not a curated record. Gene Ontology annotation, molecular function: fatty-acyl-CoA binding.